ACCACCAUCGCCCACCACACUCCUCUUCGACGUGCUCCUCCGUCGACCGUCCCCGUAUCCUUCUCGCCCUCCAAGCGGCUUCUGCUUGUCAGCUUCCAGUGCUUGCUCGCUCCUCCACCCUCACUCGGGUCCAGCUGCCCUCUCUGCGCCCUCCCAAGCAAAUCAUUGGUCGCAGCGGGCAGUGGACGGGCGGCGCAGCACCCACCUAAAAGUGGCAGUAGCCUUACAUCACACUCUCGCACUGCACGUCCAACACGAACAACACCGUUCAAAUCCCUCCCCUCUCCACCAACGUACCACUUGAGCGUCGCCCAUCCCCGUAUCCCACCUCCAGCGUCGCUGUGUUCCAUCGCUUUCUUUUCCGUUCUGUCAAAUUCUCCUUUUGCUCCAGUGGCCGCGCUGCCCGGCCUAAGCUUAUCGUCGAGGUGAAGAACCCUACGCUCGGACGGCGGGACAUUUCGACAACAUAACCCAGACGCACCCAACAACACCACCACCUCCACCUCCACCUCCACCACCAUUACCGCGCCCAUCACCAACAGCAAACGACCACAGCAGCAUCAGCAGAGCAACAACUGCGGCAAUCAUUUCGCCGUGGCGACUGCACGCUGCGCGCACACAUUUUGCUCCUUCGAAACGACCAACGCCCGCACACGGUUUCUCGCCGUCUGGUGACGUGCCCACCGUUUUCUCUUAGUCGCCGCGUCCCGGCUUCCCAUGUGAUCUAUUGUCCGCCAUGACGGAGGACGACGUUGCUCGCGACAUCCGUCGCAAGAUCGACAAGGAGAAGGCGCUCAUCAACGCCGCGAAUGCGAUGCGCCAGUCGACCAACAACCCCGCCGUCGUCUCGGGUUUGGACACCAAAAUCCGCGACGGCCGCAAGAACAUAGACUACCUGGAGGGCCGCCUGCGGGAGCUCGAGAUGAAGAAGGUGAAUCAAGGCAUGGAGGGCAUGCACGUGAACUCAACCAGCGCCUACGGCCAGCAGGCCGCCGAACGACCCUACCCGAACAGACCUGGCGAGUACGGGACGCAGGAGUACAGCCAGAUCGGAGCCAACAAUGGCAUGAUGCCGCCCUCGGCCCCCUUCGCGCGGCCCGGUCCUGGGAGCACGAUGCCCAAGGGCCGCCCGAACUACAGCAGGCUGGAUCUGAUCAAGUGGGACACCCCGCACAUGGGCCCGCGCAUCCAGCUCAUGCUCUCCCAGCUCGAAUUCAAGUUGAGCGUCGAGAAACAGUACAAGGAUGGCAUCGAAAAGAUGGUUCGUCUGUAUCAGAUGGAAGGGGAUCGCAAGAGCAAGGCCGACGCGGAGGCGAGGCGUAUUGAGAGCAACCAGAAAAUUCAGCUGCUCAAGCAAGCCCUGAGGCGAUACGAAGACUUGCACGUGGACAUUGACGGGGGAGACGGUGGUGACGACGACAGCCUCAACAUGCCGACGCAACGAAAACCCCUCACUGGCCACCUCUCGCUCCGGAUCCAAGCCGUCGCCGACGUGGAUCACGCCGCGACCGGCCGCUUCAGCAGAGGUCCGGACACGUUUGUCAUCAUCAAGGUUGAAGACGUGUUCAAGGGCCGGACCAAGGCGACGAAGAACGACCGCUUCACGGACGAGCUGCACGAGAUCGAAAUCGACAAGGCCAACGAGAUCGAGCUCACCGUCUACGACCGAGCCGGCGAUCACCCAAUGCCCAUUGGCAUGCUGUGGAUCCGCAUCUCCGACCUGCAGGAGGAGAUGCGUCGGAAACGUAUCGAGAACGAGUUUAACAGCUCCGGCUGGAUGACGGCAGACAAGAUGGGCAGCGACGGCAGCAUCCGCCCGGAUCUGCAUUUCCAGCCUCCGCCGGGACAGCAGUCGACGUACGGUGCCAUGAGCGGAGGCCCUGGAGCCGUGGGGCAAGGAACGCAGCCUGGUGUACCUGGCGGCGCAGUUCCCCAGACGGGACCUGUCUUCAUUGAGGGGUGGUUCGCCCUCGAACCGACCGGCCGCAUCUAUCUGACGAUGAGCUUCAACAAGCAGAACCGCGAGAAGCGGCCGUUCGACGCCGGCCUUGCUCGCAAAGGUGCGGUGCGGCAGAAAAAGGAGGAGGUUCACGAGCAAUACGGCCACAAGUUUGUGCAGCAGCAAUUCUACAACAUCAUGCGCUGCGCUCUGUGCGGCGAAUUCCUCAAGUACGCGGCGGGCAUGCAAUGCUCGGACUGCAAGUUUACGUGCCACAAGAAGUGCUACACGAAGGUGGUGACAAAAUGUAUCACGCAGUCCAACGCCGAAACGGAUCCGGACGAGGCCAAGAUCAACCACAGGAUACCACAUCGCUGGGAGGCCUUCUCCAACAUGGGCGCCAAUUGGUGCUGCCACUGCGGUUAUAUGCUGCCGCUGGGCCGGAAGCAGGCGCGAAAGUGCUCCGAAUGCAACUUGACGUGCCAUCAGCAAUGCAUGCAUUUCGUGCCGGAUUUUUGCGGCAUUUCCAUGGAGAAGGCCAACCUGAUCCUGAUGGAGAUUCAGAACACGAAGAAGCGCCAGGGUAGCUCGCUGACGGGAAUGAGCAACAGGACCCUGCGGCCGACGUCAGGCGGCACGACCGGCCGACCGACGCCGCCUCCGGGCCAGCAGAGCUAUGGCAGCUCCUAUUCUUCAGAGCCGGCCCAGGAUCAACGCUAUUCGUACGGUAAAGAAACUCAGCAGCCAGCAUAUGGAAGUACGCCGGGCGCAUCCAUGGAUGCCGCCCGAAGUUCUUUUGGCCAAGGACCACCCUCUCCUACGUCCUCACGACCGGGUCCGGGCCCGAGAACGUCUUCAUCGCAUGCUGCAGCUGCGGCCACCGCAGCCCUGGCUGGCAAGACUUCCUCCUCUCCGCAAAAACCAGUGGGCCCUGGCGGAUACUCACGCUCUUCUACAGACUACGGACAGCAGCAGUCGCGCCCGGCUGCUGGGUCAGGCUACGGACAGUAUCCAGACAGGAGCUCGGGUUACGGCCAGCAGCACGAGCAGGCUCCCCCGCCACCAGCAAAAGCUGCACAGCCGUCGUACAACCCCGCCGACUACGCUGCCGUCAGCGGUUACGGCCACGCCGCCAACUACGCCGGUCAACAGCACCAGCCUUACGCUCACACUGCGCCGUAUGGCGGACCGCAGGCUCCUCAGCCACCCAUGCACUUGCCCGAACAACCCAAGCCGCAAGCAUCGUCAGCCGGACCGGUGUCGCAACCGCCAGCGAAGGUCACACCCCCGGCAAACACGCAAGGCACCGGAAAGAGAAUUGGUCUCGACCACUUCAAUUUCCUCGCCGUCCUGGGCAAGGGUAACUUUGGUAAGGUCAUGCUUGCCGAGACGAAAGCGACCAAGAAGCUUUAUGCCAUCAAGGUGCUCAAGAAGGAGUUCAUCAUCGAGAACGACGAGGUUGAGAGCACCAGGUCGGAGAAGCGCGUUUUCUUGAUCGCCAACAAGGAACGCCACCCCUUCCUGCUCAACCUGCACGCAUGUUUCCAGACCGAGACGAGAAUCUACUUUGUCAUGGAGUACAUUAGCGGUGGAGACUUGAUGCUGCACAUUCAGAGAGGCCAGUUCGGCACCAAGCGAGCACAAUUCUACGCGGCGGAGGUGUGCCUCGCACUGAAGUACUUUCACGAAAAUGGCGUCAUCUACCGCGACUUGAAGUUGGACAACAUUCUGUUGACGCUCGACGGCCACAUCAAGAUCGCCGACUAUGGUCUUUGCAAGGAGGACAUGUGGUACGGUUCGACGACGAGCACGUUUUGCGGCACGCCUGAAUUUAUGGCGCCUGAGAUAUUACUUGACAAGAAGUACGGUCGUGCGGUCGACUGGUGGGCCUUUGGUGUGCUCAUCUAUCAGAUGCUUCUACAACAGUCGCCUUUCCGAGGCGAGGAUGAAGAUGAAAUUUACGACGCCAUCCUUGCGGACGAGCCGCUGUAUCCUAUCCACAUGCCACGCGACAGCGUCUCGAUUCUGCAGAAGUUGCUCACGCGUGAGCCGGAGCUAAGGCUGGGCUCGGGGCCCACCGACGCGCAGGAGGUCAUGUCGCAACCGUUUUUCAAGGGUAUCAAUUGGGAUGAUGUUUACCACAAGAGGAUACCUGCACCGUUCCUGCCACAAAUCUCGAGCGCCACAGACACGAGUAACUUCGACUCCGAGUUCACCAGCGUGACACCCGUCUUGACACCGGUUCAGAGUGUGCUUUCGCAACAAAUGCAGGAAGAGUUCCGCGGGUUUUCGUACACGGCGGACUUUAUAUAAGCUUCUAACCCUAAAACUGCAAACGCAUGUUGUGGUGCGUGAAGAAAUGGCCUUUUCUUGGGCGGAGAUGGACAUUGUUCGAGCAGUCUUGAUAAGAGAAAGCAUCCCACGUUUGCCAAAAUUUCUCCCAAACGCGAAACGAAGAGACGAUCUUGAACGAGGAUGAAGAAAAGAGAGAUGGUAGCCUAGGAAAAAUUCUGCUGGAAGGGGAGGCAUGAAUCAUACGUGGAUGACUGUCAAAUGGGUUCGUUCUCUCUUCUAUUUCUUGUCUCAUUUUGAACUGCCUUUCUUUUUUUUUGGUCCUCAUCCUCCCUCUCUCUCUCCCUCCCUCCCUACCUCUCUCUCUCUCUCUCUCUCUCUCUCUAUCUAUCUAUCUAUCUUUUGUGAGUGUGCUUUCCUGGGAGAGGGGAAAAAGAGGGGAGAUGGGGAGGCAUUUUAUACCACAAACAAUCCAUGAAAUCAGCUUAGAGAAUGUCUUCUUCAGGCUAGGCCAUUCUCGAAGACUUGGAGUUUAACCGUUCAGGAUAGGUUUGGUUUGAAAGGUAAACAAAAAAAAUAUAUGGACGACCUUCUCGUUGCCACGUAGGAACCUUUUUUUUUUUUUUACUUUCCCGUGUUGGGCCUGUCGUCUUUUUUUUUUGUGUGUGUGUAUGUGUGUGGGAGACGGAGGCAGAUGAUUUACAACACGGCUUUUGUCUUCAUACCUGGCACUAACUAGGGCACACUACGCUCUUCUUGAGCGGCAACCUGGGCUUUGGCAAUCCUUUCGGCCAGGUAUCUGUGCUGAACCUCCUCGUUCCAAGCAUCCGCUCUGAUCUUCGGGUCGGCCGAGAUGAACUUCAGCCAGGCGUAGAACCUCGGUGCCUCUGCCCGAAGCCUGUCGUGGA
This is a messenger RNA of Verruconis gallopava, 5139 nucleotides long. Its product is annotated as protein kinase C-like. The record is from RefSeq and is a predicted model, not a curated record. Lineage: Eukaryota; Fungi; Ascomycota; Dothideomycetes; Venturiales; Sympoventuriaceae. Bases 737 to 4252 code for a protein of 1171 amino acids. Gene Ontology annotation, molecular function: diacylglycerol-dependent serine/threonine kinase activity; ATP binding. The transcript is spliced from 4 exons. Gene Ontology annotation, biological process: signal transduction; fungal-type cell wall biogenesis; protein phosphorylation.